AUCUCGUCAGCUUCACGCCUUCCAUCCUCUGCCAUCACCUUCAUCCAUCUCGCUUUGCGCCCCCUUCUCCACCCUCCCCCAUACCUUGCAUUCAAGACCAUUACCUCUAGUGGCAAUUGAUUCUUCUACUUACUACCUGCCCUGUGUCUUAAAACUCUAGGACUAUGGGUAACCAGCAGUCCAACAUCGGCGGAGGCCCCGGUGGGGAUGGAAGAGACGACAAGGAUAAGAAGAAGGAUAAGCCCAGAUAUGAACCACCCCCUCCCCCUACGACUCGUCUCGGACGCAAGAAGCGCAAGGCUGCCGGCCCGAGUACGGCUUCCAAGCUUCCCGAUAUCUUCCCGACCUCACGAUGUAAACUACGAUACCUCCGCAUGCAGCGGGUCCACGAUCACCUCCUGCUAGAAGAAGAAUACGUUGAGAACAUGGAGCGUCUGCGCAAGACCAAGGCUCAGGCUGCUCUGGAUACCGCUAGCCGGAGCGACCUCGAAAUCACGGACAGAAAUGCAGAUGAGAGGAGCCGGGUCGAUGACAUGAGAGGUAGCCCUAUGGGCGUCGGCAACCUGGAAGAGUUGAUCGAUGACGACCACGCCAUCGUCUCCAGCGCCACUGGGCCAGAGUAUUACGUCUCCAUCAUGUCUUUCGUCGAUAAGGAUCUGCUCGAACCGGGUGCCAGUAUCCUCCUGCACCACAAGUCGGUUUCCGUGGUUGGUGUGUUGACCGAGGAGUCCGACCCGCUCGUCUCCGUGAUGAAACUCGACAAGGCGCCCACGGAGUCGUACGCAGAUAUUGGUGGUCUCGAGACUCAGAUCCAGGAGGUCCGGGAAUCCGUCGAGCUUCCGUUGCUCCACCCUGAGUUGUACGAGGAGAUGGGCAUCAAGCCCCCUAAAGGUGUCAUCCUUUACGGUGCUCCGGGUACCGGAAAGACUCUGCUGGCCAAGGCUGUCGCCAAUCAGACCAGUGCCACUUUCCUGCGUAUCGUUGGUAGUGAGCUGAUCCAGAAGUAUCUCGGAGAUGGUCCCCGCCUGGUUCGACAGAUCUUCCAGGUUGCCGCCGAGCACGCCCCGUCCAUUGUCUUCAUUGACGAAAUUGAUGCUAUUGGUACGAAGCGUUAUGACUCCACGUCCGGUGGUGAGCGAGAAAUCCAGCGUACCAUGCUUGAGCUUCUCAACCAACUGGAUGGUUUCGACGACCGGGGUGAUGUCAAGGUCAUCAUGGCUACCAACAAGAUUGAGACUCUGGAUCCUGCCUUGAUCCGUCCCGGACGUAUCGACCGAAAGAUUCUCUUUGAGAACCCGGACCAAAACACUAAGAAGAAGAUUUUCACUCUGCACACGUCGAAGAUGUCGUUGGGUGACGAUGUCGACUUGGAUGAGUUCAUUAACCAGAAGGAUGACCUUUCUGGUGCUGACAUUCGGGCCAUUUGUACUGAGGCUGGUUUGAUGGCUUUGAGAGAACGCCGGAUGAGGGUGCAGAUGGAUGACUUCCGUGCUGCCAGGGAGCGCAUCAUGAAGACCAAGCAGGACGGUCAUCAAUUCGACAAAAUGGAGGGAUUCGACGAGGACGCUUUCAAGAAGUUCUUCCCGACCAGCUUUGGCCGGCAGGAGAAGAAAACCGACGUGAGCACUCAGAUUGAUCGCACCAAGCGCACCGAAGUUGCCGCGAAAAUCGACAGCGACAACGAGCAGACGCAAUCGAAUAGCGAUGCCGCUACCGAGGCGCAGGCCAUACCUGAGCCAGCGGAAAGGGAGGCGAAACCCGACAGUGAUGAUGGGAGCGACGAUUCCGACUCCGACGACGAUUCAGAAGACGACGAGGACGAGUUUCCCGUCUCCCACGAGAUGUUACUCAAGACCCACGACCGCGCGGUGACUACAUUGACGGUUGACCCCUCGGGGUCACGAUUGAUUACCGGCUCCACGGACUGUACGAUUAAACUGCACGACUUCGCUUCCAUGACGCCGUCGACUAUCCGCGCCUUCAAGUCGGUCGACCCAUCCGCGAAGAAACAGUCCGCCGCCCAAGAAGCGCACGCCGUACACUACGUUGCCUUUAACCCUCUGGCCCCGACCUACGUGAUGGUCGUCUCCGCUACCGCGCAGCCGAGGAUUCUGAAUCGCGAUGGUGAUACGGUUACCGAGUUCGUCAAGGGUGAUAUGUACUUGAGGGAUCUCCAUAAUACCAAGGGCCAUAUCUCGGAGGUGACGAGCGGAGCAUGGAGCCCGACCGACGAGAACUUGUGCGCCACGGCUGGCACAGACAGCACGGUGCGCAUCUGGGAUGCGAAUGUAGGCAGGACGCAGAGAGAAGUCAUUGUGCAUAAAUCCAGGAUGGCUGGAUCCGCUGGUCGGAGCAAAAUGACGGCUGUCGCUUGGGGUUCGCCUAAACAGGGAGGUUCCAAUGUUCUCAUCGGUGCGGCUCUUGAUGGAAGCUUGAUGAUGUGGGGUGGUGAUGGGCCAUUCACUCGCCCGAGUGGUGAGGUUCGGGAUGCUCAUACAAGAGACACCUGGACGAGCGGCAUCGCCAUCAGCUCCGACGGCAGGUUGGUAGUCACUAAAGGCGGAGAUGACACGAUCAAGCUCUGGGACACGAGGAAGUUCAAGAAGCCGAUCACGACCGUCUCUCACCCGUCCAAUUCUCGCUAUUCGACGUCGAACAUUAUCUUUUCACCCUCCUCGGCAAAUGUUCUUACCGGCUCUGAAACUGGCCACUUGCAUAUUUUGAAUCCUGCUACGCUGAAGCCCGAGCUUGUUACACCAAUUACUCCCGGAUCCCCUGUCAUCAGUGUCUUAUGGCACGAGAAGAUGAACCAGAUUCUCACCGGCUCUGCGAACGCCGAGACGCAUGUUCUCUAUAACCCGAACAUGUCGACGAAGGGUGCAGCCUUAGUCAUGUCUAAGGCUCCGAAGCGCCGCCACAUCGAUGACGACCCUAGUCUCACCAUGGAUCUCAGCCAGGGCAUCUCCGGAGAUUCUGUUGUGGUAGGAUCGAACGGUGUCCCCCACUACAGCUCAUCUACUUGGUCUGCCCGCCAUCCGACCAUUGGAUUGACGGCUUCAGGACGUCCCAAGGAUCCCCGAAGACCUCACAUGCCAGCGGCGACUCCAUUUGCCAAGUCGCAACCGGAUGAAAAACAUAUCCGGGAGAACAUCCCUCUCAGUUCCAUGCGGGAUGAAGAUCCUCGGGAGGCCCUGUUGAAGUAUGCGGACAAGGCCGAAAAGGAUCCGAUCUUUACGAAGGCCUGGAAGGAAACACAGCCCACGCCCAUCUAUCGGGACAUUAGCGAUGAUGAAGACCAGAAGCCAGAUAAAAAGCGGGCACGGAGGUAGACGGUAAGGCGUGUUUUGCUUGCUAGUUCCAUCGGUCGUUGCGACCGCAGUCUCUUUUGGGAGAUCUCUGGCAAUACUUGUAUAUUUCUUAUAUCCCGAUGGCGUUUAAGGUGUGCAACGGAAACCUCAAUAAGACCGGAAAAGAUACCAUGGUCAAGUGGAGACGACUUCGGAGAUCCUUCAAUUCGGAGUCAUAGACGUGUUUACAUGUAGGAUGACCAAAACUUGAACCAGUUCAUGCUUGAUGACGUUGGACCGACAGGGAGGGAGCGGAGAAAGAACAGGCGCCGCCUCAUUCCUCGGAUCGCGGUGUAAGAAAUGCCAAUGACUGCUUGACAUAGAAGUAGAAGUAUAAGGAUGUAGUAUUUGAACAGAGGCUAUGAUCCUCCUCAUCUUUAGC
Messenger RNA from Aspergillus homomorphus CBS 101889, 3729 nucleotides. RefSeq names its product 26S protease regulatory subunit 4. The coding region runs from base 165 to 3329 and encodes 1054 amino acids. Gene Ontology annotation, cellular component: proteasome regulatory particle, base subcomplex. The transcript has 5 exons. The record is from RefSeq and is a predicted model, not a curated record. Gene Ontology annotation, biological process: proteasome-mediated ubiquitin-dependent protein catabolic process. NCBI's taxonomy places the organism in Eukaryota, Fungi, Ascomycota, Eurotiomycetes, Eurotiales, Aspergillaceae. Gene Ontology annotation, molecular function: protein binding; ATP binding; ATP hydrolysis activity.